AUGACGACGAACAGCAGCACGGCUGAGGAUGCAGCGGUGUCCCUUACGGCGCUGGUGCGGACCACGACGGACGUGAUAUCUCAGAUCGAAGCAAGCGUCCACUCGACCGCCGUUGGCAACACCUCCGAUGUCACCGCUCCGCCACCGUUGUCGUCGAGCGCCGGGUCCAUCGAUCCGCUCUCCCUCGCUCACGACUCCGCCAUCCUGAUCAAAGCUCACACCACGAAGUUAUCCCUCCUCAUCAUUAACGAGCCUUUUACGCCCUCUGCCAUCGCCAAGGUCCUGCGUGAGCUAGUAGCCAGCCCCGUGCCAGCCAUUGCCUCCGCCGUCCAGCUUUGUCACGUCGAAAAAUACACCGCAGUCCUCCGUCAGGACCUGGCAUGGCGGUGCCUUCGUGUAUUGAAAGAGCUGAAGAGCCUCGUCGAAUUGAUCCCUCUCGAUGGGAGGGUCCUCCCAGAUACUCAGAAGAACGGCGGCCAGGGAGGCAAGGGCAGCCUUGCCGCAACGGGCGUCAUCUGGGCGGCUUGCGACGACGUCGUUCUUCUGAAGAAUAUGGGAACCGUAGGGCUCCUGGUCAAAAAGGCCGAGGAGUACCGAGAUACGCUUAAGGACAUACUCGAGGAGUUGAAAGAGUACAGAGAGGAGGUUGACGAGGAGAAUGACGGAGAUAGCGAUGGAGACCAGACGCAAGCGGCCGGGAUCCCGAGUGUUGCCGUCCAUAUGCAAAGCACACACCUUUCCGCCCAGGAGAUGCUGGACGAUCUUAUGGCGCCCAGGCGUAUACCGCGGGGUGAUCCCGACAAGAUCCGAGAGCGCCUAGACUCGUGCUUAAAACGGCUACGUCUGACCACCCUACUCUACGCGGCCAUCGUCAAACGACGAUUAAAAGCUCUCCCGUCGCUGCCCACCGCAUCGCAGUCGACGAUCACGCAGCGCCUAGAUGAGGUAUUUCCCUUGCUGAAGAGACUGCCGCAUCGGUUCGGCGAGGUGGCGUGCGCAUUUUAUGAGCUAGAUCGCGACUCUAUCGACCGAGCAAUGGAUUGCUGCUUCUUUGACGCCUUUGCCGCGUCAGAAAUGCUAAUGAAGCCGUGGGAGGGCCAGAGAGACGAGUUCACCGAGUGGGCCGAGAAGUUCCAAGUCGGCAUCAAGAAGCCAGACUAG
This is a messenger RNA of Durotheca rogersii, 1161 nucleotides long. RefSeq lists its product as uncharacterized. Gene Ontology annotation, cellular component: nucleus. The transcript has a single exon. Gene Ontology annotation, biological process: regulation of cell cycle. The record is from RefSeq and is a predicted model, not a curated record. The coding region runs from base 1 to 1161 and encodes 386 amino acids. NCBI's taxonomy places the organism in Eukaryota, Fungi, Ascomycota, Sordariomycetes, Xylariales, Xylariaceae.